CUGCGCCCCAGCAUGGCCCAGCCCGGGGAUAUGCAAAGCGGACCUCCCCACGGGCCUGGCACGUGCGUGUGCUGAGCCUCUCUCCCAGUACGCCCCGGGCGAGCGCGCUGCAGCCACCGAGGCCCCGCCCCUCCCCACUCAGGACCGAGAGUUGGAAGGGCGCUUAGAGAUAUCCUAGUCCAACCACGUCAUUUUACACUGGGGAGGCGGGAGAGCACGGGGUCACACAGCAUGAGAGCGAGGAUUCGAACCCCAGGCUCCCCAGCCCCUGGCCCUGCCCCGCCCUAGGAAAAAUACGCACCACCCCCGACCCUCCGCCGGGGAUGGGAGAAAGCCCCCUCCCCUAGCAACGGACCCGAGGCCCCGCCCCGGUCCUACCAAGCCCAGGAAGAGCGGGGUAGACGGGACCCUCCGGGGGUCUCUGAUGAACCGCUCCUACCACCGCUCCCCCCCUGCGCCACUGCCGGGAUGGUCCGGCCCACUGCGCAGGCGCCCUGGGUCCCGCCCGCCAACCGCUCCCCGUUGCCCCCCGCCCGCCGCCACAGCCGUCGCCGUCGACGCUCGUUCUACGCAGGCGCCGGGCCCCUGCGUGCUGCCGCCGCCGACCGGAGCGAGCGGAGCGAGGUCGCCAGCGGUGUGUUGGUGUGAAGGCCAGGACUGCUGGAGAGAAGAGGCCCUGCUGUGGAGAGCUGGCUGGGGGGGGGGGAACCCCAUCUUGCUGUUGCUGUCACCACUGGACAUCCCCCCUCCUCACACCCUCCCCCGGCCAUGACGGAGACUCGGGAGAACACUGAGACUGGGGGCUAUGCCAGCUUGGAGGAGGAUGAGGAGGAGCUGUCCCCAGGCCCAGAGCACCCCUCUGAUUCGGACUAUACACUCUCAGAGCCUGACUCAGACGAGGAUGAAGAAGAGGAGGAGGAGGAGGAGGAAACAACAGAUGACCCAGAAUAUGAUCCUGGCUACAAGGUGAAGCAGCGUCUUGGUGGGGGGCGAGGGGCGCCUUCUCGGAGGGCCCCUCGGGCUGCCCCACCCCCAGGGCCCCCACCCCAGCCCUGCGCCCUAUGUGGCCGCCCACCUCUGGGGGAGGGUGCCGCAGCCCCUGGGGGCCCACCCUGUCGGCUGUGUCGCCCAGCUGCCCCCCAGGCAACACCCCCUGCCCGCACUGCUACUCAGCGCCAGGUGGGUGAGGAGGAGGAUGAAGAAGAGGAUGAGGACGAAGGGGCCACCUCCACCGGAGGUGAUGGGCCCCCUGGGGAUGACGGGGGUGCUUACCACUGCACAGAGUGUGAGGAUUCAUUUGAUGACCUUGGGGAGCUGCAUGGCCACUUCAUGCUGCAUGCCCGAGGGGAGGUGUGAGGCUGACCUUUCCUUAGAGGCUGGGUAUAGGGCUGAGAAAAGGGAUCACUGGGGGAUGCAGAGCCGCUCAUCAAAUGUUUGUCUUCUGGACAGUAGCUGUGUUAGGGUUCAAAUAAAGCCAGAUUUCUGUGUGUGA
Messenger RNA from Phascolarctos cinereus (koala), 1492 nucleotides. It is a transcript of the gene ZNF428, whose product is annotated as zinc finger protein 428. Lineage: Eukaryota; Metazoa; Chordata; Mammalia; Diprotodontia; Phascolarctidae. The record is from RefSeq and is a predicted model, not a curated record.